Ogataea philodendri is the source of this 663-nucleotide messenger RNA. RefSeq lists its product as uncharacterized. NCBI's taxonomy places the organism in Eukaryota, Fungi, Ascomycota, Pichiomycetes, Pichiales, Pichiaceae. The record is from RefSeq and is a predicted model, not a curated record. The transcript has 3 exons. Bases 1 to 663 code for a protein of 220 amino acids.
AUGGAAACCAGCACGCUGAGUCCGAUCGCGAUGAUUAAAAUCGUAGUAAUCUUGGUCAUUGUGCGUUCUGCCAACGAGUCUGCCAGAAUGUCGAAAAAGUCCAAAAACACUUUGCAUCUGUCGUUGAUCACCUCAACUCGCUGGUCGAUCUCCAAGUACUCGCGAAUGGCCGAGUACAAUGGGUCGAGACCGGGCUCGAUUGUCCAGAAGUAUUCUGGCUUAUCCAGCACGUUGGACGACAAGUUCACCUCGUUACGCUUCACGAUAAACGUGACCGGCGUCUGGGGCUGUUCCUCGUUGCUGUUGGACGACGUGAGCGAAACAAACAUCUCGGCGUGUUUGGUCAAGUCGGGCAAGUUGGCCCGUUUCUUAGACGAUGUCGACGACUUACGACGAGUCCCGUGUCCGUUUUUUUCCAAACGGUCAGACGACUCUGUGUCGUCGAUCGCAGACGUGUCGCUGGACUUUGAGGUCUUUUCUGCCUCUCCCGCCGAGUCACUAUCACGAGCCUCCUCCUCCAACAACAUGCUGUCGGUGGGACUGCUGCUGACGAAAAACUGGGGCUCGUACGGAUCAAACUCGUUGUUGUGCUGCUGUUCCUCCACGAGACUGCCAGCAGGACUCAUUUUCGGCGACCCGAUGCUUUGGACGUCUCCGUCCUGA